ACAGAAAGUAAACAAUCUUCUCUGUAAUAUUAGAAUCAUUAAAUUUUGAAUUAAAAUGCAGUGCGUUUGUUGCCUACUGGAAAGUGCAGAUAAAAAACUUAUCGCUGCAUUCUCUGCUGCUGAUCGGAAACUUUAUAAAGAAGGCACCAAUCUUAAUUUAGAUUUUAUUGAAAAAUUACAAAUCUGUAGGAACUGUAAAAAUUCUUUGAAAUCAUCUGUUGAAUUCCUAAGAAUGUGUAUAAGAUCAAAUAGGCAAUUAAAACAAACCACUUCGGAACACGUACAGUUGAGAACAUCAAAGAGAAAAACGAAAAAGAAAUUGCAAAAAGAUCAAGUGCAACAUGACGAAACUUCAAAUACUGCAACCGGUUUAGAUACAUAUUCAACAUCUGAUGAUGAAGUUGAUACAACAGUUAAACAAGAAGUUAAUGGAGUGACAGCAAUAAGUGUCAUUGAAUGUUUGAAUGAUGGGAAGGAUUCGACAAUCGUUAAACAAGCAACUGAAGAAAACAAAACUCCUGGAAAAUUUCUUUGCACUGAAUGUGGAAUGUUGUUUUUAACAUCUCAAAGACUAGAAGUUCACAGUUCUACACAUACUGGUAUAAAGAAAUGGGAAUGUCAGGAAUGCGAUAAAGUCUUUGCCACAAAAUUUACUUUAAAAGCUCAUAAAAGAACCCAUACAGGCGAACGACCAUUCAAAUGUGAUAUGUGUCCACUUAGUUUUGCUCAAGGCAGCUCAUUAACGUGUCAUAAAAGAAUACAUACAAAAGAAAAGCCAUUUGUAUGUAAAAUAUGUUCAAAGCAAUUCUCGCAAAACACGACACUGAAGACUCACAUGGCAGCUUUGCAUCUAGGUAAAACAGUGGAAUGUGAUGAACCGGGAUGUAAUAAAAAAUUUACUAGGAGAAGUUAUCUGCUUAUUCAUAAGAGAGAUCACAUGGGUGAAAGAAAAUAUGCUUGUGAUCGAUGUCCGAAUCAGUACAAGCAAAAAUCUCAUCUUGACCGUCAUAUGGAAGCAUCUCAUUUGGGCGUUAGACAUAAAUGUGAUUUUCCUGGGUGUACCUCCGAAUUCAGUAAAUCUUGGUCUUUGAAAAUGCAUAAGUUUGUACACAGUGCAGAUUCUACAACGCUUCCAUACAAAUGUAAAUCAUGCGAUUUAGGAUUUCAAAGACGUGAUAAACUUUUGAAACAUAUUUCGAAAACACAUUCAGAAAAAGAUUCAGAAAUACAAAAGGAAUCAAAAGAUGUUCAAGGAACAUCUGCGAUGGAUUUACAUAAUGACAAUUGCAAUUAUAUCGUUGUCUCUUCGCACGAAAAUAAGAUGGUCAAUGGUGAACAACAUAUGAAUGGAAUGAGCAAUGGCCAUCAUAGUGAUAAACAUAAAAGCAGUAGUCAUAAGUCAUCCAGCAAAGAUAAACACCGUGAUAAAGAAAGAUCAAAGGAUCAUAAAAGCUCGAAAAGUAGCCAUCGUGACAAGGAGCGUGAUAAUGAAAAGCAUUCAAGUAGUAAUGGUAAAAGCAAGCACAGCUCAUCAUCCACCCAUAAAUCAUCUCAUAAAAGUAAAGAUCGCGAUAAAGACAAGGAAAGAACUGGCGAUGAUAAAGCUAAAGAUCGAGAAAGAUCCGAUAAGCAUAAAAGUUCCAAUAGCUCGUCUAAGGAUAAGCAUUCCAGCACUAAUAGUGGUUCUAAGCACAAAAGCAAAGAUAAAGACAGAGAUCGUGAUAAAGAUCGUCAUCGUAGUAGUGGCGGUGGUGAUCACAAGAGUAGCUCAAGUGGAUCUAAGCAUAAAAGCAAAGAUAAAGAUCGUGACAGAGAGCGGUCAGAUAAGCACAAGAGCUCAAGCUCUUCAAAUAAAGACAAAUCGUCGUCGUCACGUCACAAAGAUUCGGAAACAAUUCCUGAUGUGAAGGUUGAAAAUAAUAUCGUGAAGGAAGAGCCGCAGUCACCUAUUAAAGAAUUUUCUAUAAAUUGCGAACGUCUUGACUUGUCUCAAAACAGCUCAUGCGAUUAUUCCUUAUCACAAUUCAAGGAUGAAGAAUGUUCGCUACCUGUAAAGUCUGAAAAUGAAACUGAAUCGGAGGAUCAGAAUAGUUUUGUGAAUGUUAAAGGCGAGCCUGAUGAUGAUUAUUAUGAGAACGAAGCAACUGGUGGUAAUGUUGAAGAGGAUGAUUCAGAAGAAGAUAUUCCCUUAUCGAAACGAAAAAAGGUUGAAAGUGACUCAGAAGAUGAGGCUCCACUUAGUGUACGUAAGAAGAUGAAAGCUGAGAAGAAGGAGAAAAAGAAAAAGCGAGUGAAGGAGGAAUCGGAUGACGAUGAAGAUGACGAGUCUGAUUAUGGUAGAACGAAAAAGAAAAAAAUAAAGAAAGAAACUCCAAUGAAGAAAUCUCCAAGUAAACCCGCCAAGAAAGAAAUUGAAAGUCCAACAAAGGGUCGAAAGAAGAAAAAGGAAGAAGAAGAGCACGAAGUAUGGAAAUGGUGGGAAGAAGAGAAGAAAAAUGACGGCACAAAAUGGACAUUCCUAGAACACAAGGGACCGAUGUUUGCACCACCAUAUGAGCCACUUCCCGAUCAUGUUCGCUUUGAAUAUGAUGGAAAGAAAAUGAAAUUAUCCGAGGAUGCAGAGGAAAUUGCUGGAUUUUAUGCUCGCUUAUUAGAUCACGAGUACACCAGUAAAGUUGCAUUCAAUAACAACUUUUUCAAGGACUGGCGAAAAAGCAUGUCGAAGAAGGAAAGAGAAAUUAUCACAAAUUUGCACAAAUGCAACUUCCGUCAUAUGCAAGUGUACUUUAUGGAGCAAACGGAAAAGAAUCGAAAUCGUACAAAAGAGGAAAAAUUGGCACUCAAAGAGAAGAAUGAAGCGAUACAAAAGGAAUUUGGAAUUGCGAUAAUUGACGGUCAUAAAGAGAAGAUUGGAAAUUUUAAGAUUGAACCGCCGGGGUUGUUUCGAGGACGUGGUGAACAUCCAAAAAUGGGAACGUUGAAGAAAAGAAUUGUUCCGGAAGAUAUCAUCAUCAACUGUUCGAAGGACAGUAAAAUUCCGGUCGCUCCCAAAGGUCAUCGUUGGAAAGAAGUUCGACACGACAACACCGUAACUUGGCUUGCAUCAUGGAACGAAAAUGUUCAAAAUCAAGUUAAAUAUAUUAUGUUGAAUCCAAGCUCGAAGAUAAAGGGAGAGAAGGAUUACAUGAAGUAUGAAACAGCACGUCGACUUAAAAAUAAGAUUGGAAAAAUUCGCGACACUUACAUGGCUGAAUGGAAGUCAAAAGAAAUGAGAAUUCGUCAACGAGCCGUCGCACUUUACUUCAUAGAUAAACUUGCAUUGAGAGCUGGAAAUGAGAAGGAUGAAGAUCAAGCUGACACUGUCGGUUGUUGUUCAUUACGUUACGAGCAUGUUGCACUUCAUGAUGAACUUAAUGGAAAGGAAAAUGUCGUUGUGUUUGAUUUUCUUGGUAAAGAUUCCAUUCGGUAUUACAACGAAGUGUCUGUUGAGAAGCGUGUCUUUAAGAACUUGCAGCUUUUUAAAGAGAAUAAGAAAGAAGGCGAUGAUUUGUUCGAUCGUCUCAACACGACGAUGUUGAAUGAACAUUUGAAAGAAUUGAUGGAUGGCCUCACCGCGAAAGUGUUCCGUACCUAUAACGCCUCAUUCACUUUACAAAAUCAGUUGGAGGAACUCACAGAAGACAGUAUGACGGUUCCUGAAAAGCUUCUAGCUUACAAUCGUGCUAAUCGUGCAGUGGCAAUUUUGUGUAACCAUCAACGAGCCGUUCCAAAAACGCACAGCAAAUCUAUGGAGAAUCUUAGAGAAAAAAUUCGUUUGAAGCGUGAACAAGUUGAAGAUUGUCAAAGAGAGUUGAAGGACAUUAAGCGAGGAUCAGCUAAAGGUGCAAUUGAUAAAGAAAAGAAGAAAAAACAAUUGGAACGAUUGAAGGAGCAAUUAAGUAAACUUGAAAUACAAGAAACAGAUAAAGAUGAGAAUAAAACUAUUGCACUUGGAACAUCAAAACUCAACUAUUUAGAUCCACGAAUUUCUGUUGCUUGGUGUAAGAAGCACGCCGUUCCAAUCGAGAAAAUCUUUAACAAAACUCAACGUGAUAAGUUCCGUUGGGCAAUCGAAAUGGUUGAUGAAGAUUACGUCUUUUAAAGCAUGUUAAGUAUUGACUUAACGAAGUAAAUGAAUUUUCUUCUUUCUUUGUUUUAAUAAGUAAUGAAUUGAUAAUUUAGUUUCAAUUUUCUUUAGAUAUAGUGUCUUAAUUAUAUAAACAGCAGUUAUUAACUAUCAGAAAAAGUAGAUUUUAAAUUUCAUAAGUUUUAAAUUCCUUUUUUUCCAAUUUUCAUUGCAAAAUCUGCAAUUUUUCCCUUUUUUCUUUCACAUUAAUAAAAGAAAGCAAAAAUAAGAUUAAUGGAGUAUCAUGUUGUAAUUUAGUAGAAUUUAUAUCAAAAUAAUCAACCGAAAAGGAAGAAUUAAUUAGAUAUUGUUAAGUAAUUCAACAAGAAAAUCCAUAAAACUACUGAAAAAAAUUAAAUUCUUUUUUUAUUAUUAAAAUUUUUCGUUUAAACAAGAAAACUUAUGAUUAACGAUGAUCAAUGACGUAGUUUUCUUUAAACUUUCUGAAGCAACAAGUAAAAAUUUUCUGAGAUUUCAGUGCAACAAAAUGAUGAUCUUUAUACUUACUAGCAGCUCUGAAAAAAAAUUAUUUUGUUUUUGUGAAAGAUGAAAAUAUCAAGAAAAGUUUUCCUUCAAAUUUUUUUUAAAUGUAGAUUAAUUAAUAAAUUGAUAUUUUGAGAAUGAGAGACAGAUAAAAUGAAUUCGUAUUUUCAUAAGUUAAAGCAACAGUUGAAACGAUUAAAUUUAAGAAGAAUAAAACUUAGGAUUUUAAUUAAAAGAAAAACAAUUUCCCCAUCGUAGUGUUUAUGAAAAAAAAAUUGAAAAUUUGAAUGUGCUUUGAAAUGAAAAAUGAUAAAAGAAAAAUUAUGAAUUUUAUUUAAAAAUAGUGCAAAAUGAAUCAUGAAAUCGCCCUGGACGACUAUAUCAUUAUUUCAUGAGAACCUCCAUUACACAUGACGUUUUGCAGCCUCAACCCUUAUUGAUAAUGAUUAGAUAAUUAUAAGUUAUUUGAUAAUCGACGUUUUUUCAAUUUUCGGUUUUCUUCAUUACCUUAAACAUUUUUCAAUCUAAUUGAUAAGAAAAAAAAUCCUUUGUGCUUGUAUUCAAAUCUAUCAAUAUAUACAAGAAAAAUUGUGAACUACUGAAAAUAAAUAAAAUGAUGGAAAAAAAGC
Messenger RNA from Clunio marinus, 5277 nucleotides. Lineage: Eukaryota; Metazoa; Arthropoda; Insecta; Diptera; Chironomidae. The record is from the annotation of a GenBank genome assembly.